Molecule: messenger RNA, 1188 nt
Organism: Cotesia congregata
Lineage: Eukaryota; Metazoa; Arthropoda; Insecta; Hymenoptera; Braconidae
Source: the annotation of a GenBank genome assembly
AUGGCGGAUAUUUGUAGAAAAUGGCGAAUAUGGAUAUUGCCAUUAUUAACUACUCUUUAUGCCUUAUUAAUAUGUAUCCUAGUGCCAAUAUUAUUGAGAAAUUCAAUAAGAAAUGGGUUAAAAAAACAAGAUCAAGGUGCUUUGGUCGGUGGCGGAUUUGUGCUUCUGUCAUUACCAAUAGCAUUUUAUGAGAUAAUACAGCAUAUGAUUCAUUACACGCAACCGAAACUCCAAAAGUAUAUAAUCCGAAUAUUAUGGAUGGUACCAAUUUACGCAGUAAAUGCUUGGCUGGGAUUAAUUUAUCCCGAAGGCAGUAUUUACGUAGAUAGUUUACGUGAAUGUUAUGAAGCUUAUGUUAUUUAUAAUUUUAUGAUGUACUUGUUGGCUUAUCUCGAUUCUGACCAUCAAUUGGAACGUCGGUUAGAAAUGUCUCCUCAAGUGAAGCACAUGUUUCCCUUUUGCUGUCUAUCCGAUUGGCGAAUGGGAAAAGAAUUUGUACAUAUGUGCAAACAUGGAAUUCUUCAGUAUACAGUAGUCAGACCCUUAUCAACAGCUAUUUCUUUUAUUUGUGCAUUAAAUAAUGUCUACGGUGAGGGUGAAUUUCGUGGAGAUAUCGCAUUUCCUUACAUGAUUGCGCUUAAUAAUUUAUCCCAAUUUAUAGCAAUGUACUGUUUAGUUUUAUUCUAUCGGGCUAAUUCAGAAAGCUUAAAGCCAAUGGAACCUAUUGGAAAAUUUUUGUGUAUCAAAGCUGUAGUAUUUUUUUCAUUUUUUCAAGGCGUGUUGAUUGCAAUGUUGGUAUACUUCGAUGUAAUAUCAAGCAUUUUUGAUACUGAUAAUACCGAUGAUAUUCGUCAUAUAUCUUCAAAACUUCAAGACUUUCUUAUAUGUAUUGAAAUGUUUUUAGCAGCAGUUGCGCAUCAUUUUAGCUUUAAACAUUUAGGAGUUGUCGGAUUAUCAUUAAGUCGGAGAAUUCGUGGUCGUAGUAACUAUCAAGAAACUUGGGGAAGUGCUACUGAACGUACCUCACUUUUACCAGAUCAAAUUCAAGUUAUACCAGGCUCCAAAAAUUUACCAAGUUGUUCAGUAACUGAAUAUGACCCAAGUUAUUUUAAUGAAAAUUCAAAUAAGCCUAACGAUGAUAUUACAGACGCUGGUCAUGCAGGACAUGUUAAUUUUAUCGAUACGUAG